This is a messenger RNA of Momordica charantia (bitter melon), 1081 nucleotides long. Its product is annotated as mitochondrial import receptor subunit TOM20. The record is from RefSeq and is a predicted model, not a curated record. Gene Ontology annotation, cellular component: mitochondrial outer membrane translocase complex. Lineage: Eukaryota; Viridiplantae; Streptophyta; Magnoliopsida; Cucurbitales; Cucurbitaceae. Gene Ontology annotation, biological process: protein insertion into mitochondrial outer membrane. Gene Ontology annotation, molecular function: protein binding.
GCCAUAUCCACGUGAGUCAGAGAACAUUGGAGACUGGUGCGUUCUCAGUUGUCUUCUCGGACCUUAAAUCUGACUUUCUGGGGUCGCCUCCCCCUAUUUCUGUUUCUCCGAAUCCUUCAUUCGUCAACCAUGGAGUUUUCUCAGGAGGACUUUGAUCGCCUUCUUCUCUUCGAGCACACUCGAAAAACCGCCGAAUCUAACUACGCCAAGAACCCGCUCGAUGCAGAUAAUUUGACCAAGUGGGGAGGGGCACUGCUUGAGUUAUCUCAAUUUCAGAAUGCUGCUGAUUCGAAAGAUAUGAUCAGAAGCGCUGUUUUGAAGCUGGAGGAGGCUUUGGCUAUUAAUCCCACGAAGCAUGAUGCUCUAUGGUGUCUGGGAAAUGCCCACACUUCUCAAGCAUUUCUAACUCCUAAUGCAGACGAGGCCAAAGUUUAUUUUGAUAAAGCACGUGACUGUUUCCAGAAGGCAGUAGAUGAGGAACCCAGUAACGAACUUUAUUGCAAGUCUUUGGAAGUCAGUGCAAAGGCGCCCGAGUUCCAUUCGGAGAUCCACAAGCACGGGAACAGUCAACAGAGUGCAGGGCCUUCAGGCGGGGAAGCUACUGCUGCUUCAAACCCAAAGAGUUCCAAGAAGAAGAGCAGUGAUCUCAAGUAUGACAUAUUUGGAUGGAUCAUCCUUGCUGUUGGAAUUGUUGCAUGGGUUGGAAUGACGAAAUCCCACGUUCCGCCCCCUCCUCCGAGGUGAGACUUUUUGAUUCUGCAACCGCAAAUUUGUUCUACUGGAUAGUGUUCUUGCUGAAAAUGCCCCCCAUGGAAGUGCUGAACAAGAUACAGUGAAGAAGGAUCUUGACAUUGAUGCACAAUGCCUGCCUUACCCCUCCUGGUAUUCAACUCACAAGUGCUUCUCAUUUCUAGUGCGCUAGGUGUUAGCUUCGAUCUUCUAUUUUUGCUUAGUUGAUAAUUAGCUGAAAACUCUAAUAUGCUGUAGCGGUUUCUGAUUAAAGAAAGAAAAGUAAAGAAAAUAUUUGCUGUAGACUCUCGUAGUUGGUUGAAUACCAUAUUAUUAUUUCGGUUUGGUUCGA